Molecule: messenger RNA, 1426 nt
Organism: Propithecus coquereli (Coquerel's sifaka)
Lineage: Eukaryota; Metazoa; Chordata; Mammalia; Primates; Indriidae
Gene: RIBC1
Product: RIB43A domain with coiled-coils 1
Exons: 8
Coding region: 179-1318 (379 amino acids)
Source: RefSeq, a predicted model, not a curated record
CUCCAAAGAGGCAGGCAGGACCUGAGCUUACGCUUGCUGAGACGAGUCUGAAGUCACAGCAGGGAUAUGCCCUUCAGGGCAAGAGGAAGAGUUCAGAAACUGCCGCUGUAACCCAAGAACAGACUUGAACCCAGAUCCAACCUAGGAGCUUCAAAAUCAGGAUUUCUAACUGAGGAAGAUGUAUAGGGUGGACCUGUCAUUAGAUCCCAAGGAGGCAGCAGCCAUCGAGGCUAGAAGAAAUCGAGAAAUGGAGCGACAAAGACGAUUCUUCAAUGUGCAGAACCGAGUCAUGGGGGUGGAUGUCGAAGCCCUGAACAAACAGGUGGAAGAGCGAAAGCUUCGGGAGGCAACAGAGCGGAGCAUCGAGGCAGCUUAUGGUGCCAACCAGGUGCAGUAUGACCUGGUAGCCCAGAUGCUAGAGGAGGAACAGGCAGAACGGACACGCCGGCUGGCCAGGAAACUCCAGGAGUUUCGGGAGCAGAAGCAGCGGCUCAAGAACAGGCAUGAAUUUGAUCUUUGGGAUCCAGACCAACUCUGGAAGGAGUUUCCAGCCGAUCUCAGUAACAGUGAUCCUUACUAUGGCCCAGCCAGCCUUCAGUGCUUCUCUGGGGAGGACCUAGACAGGGCCACAUGCCUGAGAAUGCAGCAGGAGCAGUUCAGGUAUAGCCUGGAAAGGCAGCAACAGGAGCAACAGCAAGCCAGGGUUGAUGAGAAGUAUGCAGAUAUGCUCAAUGACCAGCUGUGCCUAGCCAUGGACAUGCAGGCCACCCAGCUGGCCAAGCUGGAGGAGUCCUGUUGCAUAGCCAUGAUGUCUACCAUGGUCAACGUCAACAAAGCCCAGGCAGCUGAGCUGGCUGAGCGGCAGCGCCGUGAACAUGAGCGUGAACAGGCAGCCAACCUCACGGAGAUCCAGAACCAGAUCAAGAGUGACCUGCUGACUGAGAACCCUCAGGUUGCCCAACAUCCUAUGGCUCCCCACCGGGUCCUGCCCUAUUGCUGGAAGGGCAUGACUCCAGAGCAACUAGCUGCCAUCAGGAAAGUCCAGGAGGUGCAACGCCUUGAGAAGGAGGCACAGCACCAGGCAGAACAAGCACUGGAUACCGAAUGGGAAAGCCAGACCCUGCUCGCAGCCCAGGCAGCGCAGGAGCUAGAAGAGCAGGAGAGGGAAUUGUGUGCUGAAUUUCGGAGGGGGCUAGGCUCCUUCAACCAGCAGCUGGCUAAGGAGCAAAAAGCCCAGCAGAAUUAUCUGAAUUCAAUAAUCUACACCAAUCAGCCUACAGCCCAAUAUUACCAACAGUUCAACACCAGUAGCCGCUGAGCUUCAGGAUGGUUCUCUCUCCCUUUUCCCCCAUCAAGCUCACAGAUGGCUAGAAGUCAAAGAGGAAAAUGCUACGUACCCCCACCUUCUACCCUACGUAAUAAAGUU